UUCGCUUCGUAGAGUUAAAAUCAUUUCUCUACCUGCCAUCAACUUCGAAGAAACAGUUUGUUCGUAACCAUACAAGAAAAAGGAUCCACAAAAAAAUUCCCCCCUCCCCCCCAAACCAAAAAAAAAUUUACCCCAUGUAAUAAUUUUCAAACAAAUAAUUUUCAAAAAACAUUUUGAAAAAAUGUUAUUCUCACUUUUGAAAUUUUACCAAAAUUUAAAAAAUUGAAUACCUAGUGAAAAAUUAAAAAAAAAUUCUGUUUUUCUUCCCAAUUGAAGAAAAAUGAGAAAAGUGAAUGAAAAGUUAUGACAUCGAUAAAGGAAUUAUCACAUAUUUUUAAAAUUCAUCGUCUCUUAGUGAAAUUAAGAAAAAAAUUGUUCUGAAAAAGUUUUGGCGUAAUUUGAAGGCGCAAAAGUGAUGAGAACUGGUUGAAAAAGAAAGUGAAAGUUAGAAAUUGAAAGCAGGAAAAAAUAAUUCACAAAAAGCGGUGUUUAUUUUUCGUGUGAAAAAAAAUUGAAAUAUUUCUUUUUUCAACAAUUAAAUUAAUACUAAAAGUGUACAAAUUACUUUUCAAAAAUUAAUUACCAAAAAAAAAAUGAUUAACAAUCUAUGAAAUUUCCCAUUUCUACGUGUUCUUAAUUUUGUUUUUUUUUGUCGCAAAAAAAGGAGAAAAAAUUUUUAAUCAAAAAUGGCUUUUAAUAUUAAAACAAUAAUUUCGGUCCUAAUUAUCGUUGAAACGAUAAUGGGUCACGAAUUAAAUCACACUGAAUCGAUGGUGAAAACAAUAAUUAGUGAAAGUGAUGAUGUAAAAUUAGAUGAAAUCUCAUAUCAUCGAAUAAGAAGUUUACCGGAAAUGGAGGAAUCAUCGAUAACAAAUUGGACGACAGUUUCGGAAAUAUUGGAUAUAUUUAAUGUGAAGCAUCUUGCGAGAAAAUGGAUCGAGGGACAACAUUCAGUUGAUGCACAAUGCGGCAAGGACAUUACAAGAUAUAUUCAAGGUCUAAAGAAGCAGGAAUUCUGGGCGAUAAAAGUGGACGAUGCGUCUGGAAGAUACACGAACGGCUAUUUUUGGGGAAAUUCAUAUUUCACUGGUUCAGCAACCGAGUGCUAUUUUAUUGGUAAAAGAAAUGAAAAGAGAACAUUUUAUGCGUCAUCGAAUAAUGAUGGAAUACAAGAAUUUAACAAUGAACCAAAGAGAAGAAUAAAUGCUGGACAAAGUGGUGUUCCAGUUUCACUAGAUGAUGCUCCUGAUGAUCCUCCCUAUCCACUAGGUUUUUUCAUUUUGAAAAUCGACCUAAACGAAACGUAUCUAACUAUGAAAAAAGUUAUUCAUCUUGGAGUUUGCCUUCCAUUUUCGUGUAGUUCAUCGGACGUUGCAAUUAUAGCAAAAUUUGCAGCUAGUGAUGCUGCGUCGAAAUAUUCCUCAGUGGAAAGUGUUCGAGACCAACGUAAUUAUUACGAUAUGUAUACAGAUUCGGUGUUUUGGAUUUUAUUUGGUGUGAGCGCGGUGGUUCUGGUGCUAAUGAUUGUCGGUACAGGCUACGAUGUUUAUCUCACCAAUAGAUUAGAAAAACAACAGAGACAAUCGUGUGACGUUGAAAAGCACGCUAAACACGAGCAAUUAACAAAUGGCAACCACAAACCAUUAAAUGAUUUAGAUGGUAAGGUCUACAUUCCUGUUCCAGUAGCGGAAAGUGUCGUUAAUGGAUCUAGUCCAGUAAAUAACAAUAAUGAUCACGAGGGUAGUCUUCGAUCGUCAACUCCGGAUUAUCAACAAUUGAAUGUUUGCGAGGAACUGCUAAUAUCAUUCUCAGUGAGGGCGAAUAUGAGGACAAUUUGCGAUCCAAGUGUUGGUCGCGAUACAAUAAGUACAAUUCAUGGUUUGAGGGCAAUUUCAAUGGCGUGGGUCAUAUUGGGUCACACUUGUAUUGUUGUCUUUAAAUAUUCGGACAACAUGGAAUAUCGUCGAGUGGUCGAGAAGAAUAUACUCUUUCAAACAGUGACAAAUGGUGCCUUUAGUGUUGACACAUUUUUCUUCAUGGGCGGAUUGCUCGUCAGUUUUCUUUACUUCCGAACAAAUGCCGAGGGACAUUUAAAUAAAUUAACGCAAGGCACUCGAGGUUUUGUCGCGGGUUUUUUAAAAUUCAUUGGUUUCCUCGCCUAUCGUUUCUCACGAUUAACAGCGCCCUACAUGUUUGUCUUGGGAGUCGUUGAAGUGACAAUGAAAUGGUUUCAUUAUAAUGCCAUUUUCGAAACGCCAACUGCCGAUCAUGAGAAUUGUCCCAAUUAUUGGUGGAGGAAUCUCUUGUAUAUCAAUACACUGUUUCCGGUCGAUCAAAUGUGUAUGCUUUGGAGUUGGUAUGUGGCGGACGAUACACAAUUCUACGUAGUUGGAGCCGUGAUAUUAAUUUUAGCAACAAAUCAUUUCAAAAUCGCAGCAUUCUCAGUGGUCACACUAAUGGUGAGCUCGUGGAUAACGACUGGCUACAUUGCUCUUAUCAAUAAUCACAUGCCAAGUAUUGACGAUCCUCUCGCGUUAUUCGACAAGAUUUACGAUAAGCCUUGGACCAGAUUGGGUCCAUAUCUAAUAGGAAUGUCCGUGGGCUAUUUUCUCUUCAAGACUGAUUGUAAAGUCAAAAUGUCUAAGAUAACAGUUGUACUUGGAUGGACACUGUCUACAAUGUGCCUUCUAAGUCUUUUGUACGGUUUAUAUGAAGCCGAAAUUUCCCCAAUAACAGCGGCAGCUUAUUCAUCAUUGAGUCACAGUGCCUGGGCACUUGGUUUAGCAUGGAUAGUAAUCGCCUGUAGUACAGGAUAUGGAGGUUACGUGGACGUAAUUUUAUCAGCGCCUAUACUUUAUCCCUUCAGUAGGGUAACAUAUUGUGCAUAUUUAAUUCAUCCAAUUGUGAUUCGACUCACAGCAAUGCACGUGGACUCUCCAUUCCAUCUUGGAAAAAAUUCAAUGAUGGUUAUGUUUUUCGGACAACUCGUUACGUCAUACAUUAUAUCAUUUAUUGUAUCGCUUUCAUUCGAAGCGCCGGUAGUCAGUAUGCUAAAAAUUUUAUCACCCAAAAAACGAAAGCGAAUUCAAUAAGCAGAAUAUUUUUGUUUCCAUAAGACAUUCAUUUCAUUUGUUGUAUAGUUCAUUCUCAUGUUUUUUUUUAAUUUUCAUCAUCUACUUUAAUGGUCAGUUUUUUUUUUUUUAUCAACUACGUAUUUUGUACAAGGUGGUCUCAAUUGUACCAGCACAGAGCUGGCGAUUAACAAUUAAUAAUAAUUUUAAAGAAAAAAUUAAUUAAAUUCAAGUUUUUAAAUUACAAAAUUAAUUAAUUAGAUUAAAUAUUAAUUAAUUAAAUUAAAAAUUACAGACAUCACAG
Molecule: messenger RNA, 3375 nt
Organism: Leptopilina heterotoma
Lineage: Eukaryota; Metazoa; Arthropoda; Insecta; Hymenoptera; Figitidae
Product: nose resistant to fluoxetine protein 6
Exons: 10
Coding region: 687-3092 (801 amino acids)
Molecular function (GO): acyltransferase activity, transferring groups other than amino-acyl groups
Source: RefSeq, a predicted model, not a curated record